UUUCAAUCAUUAAUUCUUCUCUUUUCAUGUCGCCAACUGACACAUCACUUGCUAAUUUUUUAGAUGUUUAACUCUUUGUUCUUUACCCCCAAGUGAGAUUGAAGGCCCAUCAUACAAAAACCCGCCUCACCCCAACAAAACCCGAGAAGCUGUCCCCACCCAACGCCUUCAGCCCACCGCGUAAACGUGACAGAAACACGAGGGAAGACGCGAUCCCACCGAGAUCUAGCUUGAGUCACGUCAUCCGUCUUGUAUUGAGACCGCAGCUAUCAAUGCCAACACUCGCAGCAUGGCACCAGGAGGAGCACCAGGACCACCUGUAGGGGCACCAGGCCCAGCCCGUGACCUGUUUAUCCUCCCAGGUUUCGCUCCUCGGCUGCAGCUGGAGCUGGAUGUCAGGUCUGCGUCUUUCCGAGCUAUCUGGGUGCGAAGGACAUACACAGACGACAGCGUCCGAGACAGGGUCCGAGAUUGCAUCAGUGCUGGUGGUGGAGGAGCAGGAGGAGGAGAUGGCCAGCGGUCCCCCGAGACACUCUUCCAGGAGGUCUGCUACGGCAACAACGUCACCCUGCUCUUCCGGCUCUGCUUCCACCUGAGCGACUUCUACGGGUCUGCCACGCUGUGGGAAUCCAUGGCCCGCGGCUUCUCCACAACACCCGGGGCGAUCGAGGACAUGGUCAAGAUCCUCAGCCGUGCGCGCAGUGCUUACAUUGAGCAGCACGGUCCUGCUUUGCGGUCGGGGGCUACCAAGGCCGCCGACCUUUGGAUCGACUACGUCGAGACCCGAGGA
This is a messenger RNA of Cryphonectria parasitica EP155, 790 nucleotides long. RefSeq lists its product as uncharacterized. The transcript has a single exon. NCBI's taxonomy places the organism in Eukaryota, Fungi, Ascomycota, Sordariomycetes, Diaporthales, Cryphonectriaceae. The record is from RefSeq and is a predicted model, not a curated record. The annotation marks the transcript as partial.